AUGUCUACAGCAGCGGAUCGAAAAGCUGAAUUAGAACAAAAAAAGGAAAGGUUGCGUGCACUGCGCGAAGAGAAAUUCAAAAGGGAGGAGCUAAGGCGUCAGGGCCUCAGCGGUAUUUCUAACACGUCUUCGUCAGCUGAUCUGCGUGAUGAAGCUGACGCCCUUCUGAAGAACCUAGGGAUCGGCUCAUUAAAGGAGCCAAACUCUUCGGAGAUGGACGCAGAUUCGAUUGGAACUUCUGAAGAAGCAACUAAACCUUUCCCAAUCAUUAAGAAGCCAAAGAAGCUGCAAUAUUGUCUCGUAUCAGAGUUUGAUGUUCAGCCACAUCCACGUGAUAGUUAUGCCAAAGAAACCCAAACAGUGGAACUUAACGUCAACCGGGACCUCCUUACAUACGAUGACUCCCCGAUAGAGAACGAUGGUCAACUGAUUGGCAGUCCCUACGACGAUGAUAGGUCCGAUGCGAAGAUGCUAAAGAGCGUCCACGGUGAAAUCCCCAAACAGAGCGCUCUAAUACCCAAGGAAGAACUGCAGGAGUCUGCUCUUGUUGAGCUGACUGAGGAGCAGAAACAGCAGAUGCUUCUGUCGGAAGGAUUUCGCACUUUCUUUGACAGAUCCGCUCGGAUUGUUGAAAGGGCACUGUGCGAAAAGGAUCAGCUCUUCCAGGACUACACUAAUAUCGCUACAAAGGAAGAAUCGCAAGAGGAGCUACUCCCGCAUAUCUUGGAUCUCUACGCGGAGCACUGGAAUAGCAGACGUGCCGUGGUGGAUUUGGAUUGGUCACCGGUCUUCCCCGAGCUUCUAUUGGCCGCCUACAGCGCCAAUGAGGAGGCAGCUGGGGAGCCAGCAGGCUGUUGCAUGGUGUGGAACCUCAAGUUCCCCACUCGUGGCUCGCCCGAGUUCCGCUUUCACUGCAAUGAACCAAUCACCGCCGCCGCCAUGGUCCGCUUCCACCCUAACCUCGUCAUUGGUGGGACCUACUCAGGUCAGGUCGUGCUCUGGGACAGUCGAUCAAAUAAGCGGACGCCAGUGCAGCGUAGUACCUUCACUACACUGGCGCACACGCAACCGGUCAACUCGGUGCAGGUGAUCGGCUCGCAGAACGUCCACAAUGCCAUUACUCUGAGCUCGGACGGCACCAUGUGCUCGUGGAGUUUGGACAUGUUGGGUGCCCCGCGGGAGCACAUUCGUGUCUGUGAAGGCUCUGCUACCCCAGGGAGCUUAUUCGACCUCUACCCCACCUGUAUGGCAUUCUUCUCCGGCGAUCAGAACAACUUUGUCGUCGGUACGGAGAGUGGUAGCAUCUAUACCGAUCAACGGCACUCUACGGUGGUGACUGGUAUUGCGACCCACCCUAGUUCCUGCGCUAUCUCUUUCUCACACAUAUUCCUCUCCUCCUCGCUUGACUGGACUGUUCGGCUGUGGUCGGUGAGAGACCAUCACACUCCACUGCACACCUUCGACGACUACUCCGAGUGUGUCUAUGGUGUGGACUGGAGUCCCAUCCAUCCCGCUCUUUUUGUCGCUGUGGAUGGCAGCGGUCGACUGGACGUCUGGAACCUCAUUGAAGACAUUGAGGUUCCAACUGCGCGAUGGCUGAACAAGAAACAGUGGGCAAUGAACAAGGUUAAGUGGGAUACCACUGGCCAAUACAUCGCUGCCGGUGACGACGAAGGUCGUGUUCACGUAUGCGCAGUUGCUGGGCGAUUGGCUGUUCCCGGAGCGGAGGAUGCGACGCGGUUGGCUCAAGUCUUUGCUGGACUCAAAUCCGCCUCUGCUUCACUCAACCAGAAUGGUCUUCUCUAG
Molecule: messenger RNA, 1806 nt
Organism: Echinococcus granulosus
Lineage: Eukaryota; Metazoa; Platyhelminthes; Cestoda; Cyclophyllidea; Taeniidae
Product: Cytoplasmic dynein 1 intermediate chain
Exons: 8
Coding region: 1-1806 (601 amino acids)
Biological process (GO): transport along microtubule
Cellular component (GO): cytoplasmic dynein complex
Molecular function (GO): dynein light chain binding; dynein heavy chain binding
Source: RefSeq, a predicted model, not a curated record